AUGACAGAGGAAAGCGUGGAGGGAGGAGAAUAUGAUGUGGACAUCGGGUUUACCAUUCAUCUGAGUGUGAAGCUCACGUACGACAGCAUGAACAACGAGUUGGGACGAGACCUGCACGUGCUGGUCAUGCAUCUCGACACUCGCUGCCCCUGCAGGUCCUCCAAGGAAGGAGGUCUCGCGCAAGAGCUCAGAAGCUUGGAAGCGUUUCGAGGCGCCCUGUCACAGCUGAAAGAGAGCGAUGACUCCGUCAAAGUGAGCCUCGCUCAGAUCAGAUGCAACUGUUUCGUCAAGGACUGCUGCUGGGAUUCGCUGCAUGACAACGGGCAAAACUUAGCUCCGCUGUUCAGGUUGGGAUCAGUUUUGCUUGCCCUCAAUAACCUGCAGCAUGAAGAUGUGCUUGAUGAAACCAACAGAAACUCCACACCAUCUUUGAUGGUUCAAAGAAAAGGCUGUUCGAAAAGCGUGGAUCUUGUCGAUGGGGCUGAACUAGAGCUAUGCAUGUAUGAAAGUGAUGUUUGGAAAAGGGUGCGUGUAGAAGGCGUUAUGAAGAAUCCGGACGGAAGUUUCAAUUUCUUUGCUGACGAAGGCUCUGUGAAGCAAGAGCAUCGCAUGGUGGAUUUGAAGCGGGUGUCAGGCAAGUCUUCCUACAGGAUGGCAGCAACAGACAAGAGCAACUCCAAGCCACAGCGAGGAGCUCUUGUGUCGGUACGAUGGAAGUACAGUCUGGGCGCACGGGUGAGAAAGCUGGCUGGCGAGGUAGUCUUGUGUGGAAAGAUUGUCAACAUCUUGAGAGUGAAGAGAUCUCAAAGCUUGAAGUAUGAAGUGAGGUAUGAGUCCGGUGAGCAGGAAGUGGUGUCCUUUCCACAUAAAUGCUUCGAGUGUGUAGAAGAAUCCAGAGGGUGCACGUUCGUAAGGGAUGCGUUUGUGGUGGGCAUGGAGGACCAGCACGUUCUUGUGAGAUAUGCUUCGACAACCCUGGUGGAGCGACUGCUGCUCUCUGAGGUCCUGGGAGUUCGCGAGAGUAUUCAGAUGCCGAUCCAUGUGCUUCCUGACGAUGUUCUUGUGGUGCUGCUCGAUCAGCUCGACCCCUUAGAGGAGCUGAGCGUUGCGGCGAUGACAUGCCGAUCGCUCAACAAUGCUGUACAGAACAUGAUCCCUGGACUCAAGCUCACUCUCUAUGGCCAUCAGCGACGAGCAGUUGCAUGGAUGCUGAGGAGAGAGACUCGACCUGAGAGAAUUUCAAACCCGAGCGUCGAAGAGUUCUGCUCCAAGAAGGGAAAAGAUUUCUACAUCAACCUCUGCAAGGGAGUGUCGCUGUCCUUUGAGGCUGAGAAGGAGGUGGAGGACGUGCGAGGAGGCUUUCUCUGUGACGAACCUGGCAUGGGGAAGACCAUCACUGUGCUCGCGCUGAUCUUGAAGUCUCGCAGCAUGAGAGGAUGGAAUUUCUUGAACGCAGAUGAGAGCGACAGAAGUAGCUCAGAAAGUCUCGGCAUAUCGCCUGGGAGGUUGACAAGGUUGUCAGCUCAGGCCCUGUCGCCUACCAAGGGUGUGGUCAAGUUUCCUUCUCGCGCAACUCUCAUCGUCGUUCCUGGCACGCUGCUCCACCAUUGGACGUACCAGAUCAGUGCUCACACUAAGAGAGGCACCCUUCGGCUCCAUACUGUGUCCAAGUCGUCUGAGAUCCUCUCGGCCAAGGACAUGUCGCGACUAGAUGUCGUUCUCACCACCUUCGAUGUGCUGAGCAAGCAGUGGAGUCUGGGGAGCCCAGUCCUUGGUUCACAUAGAUGGUAUCAGCAGCAGCGAGUCCAGUCCCUCAAGCAGGGCAGGUAUGUGCACGAUUAUGUGGGGAUCGCAGACUUCAAGAGGAAGGUGGAAAGUGCUCAGGAGGAGACGAGGAAUGGGAGUGAGUUUCUCAAGGUCAAGUGGAGGAGGAUCAUCCUCGAUGAAGGUCAUGUUAUGGGAGGAACCAACGAGACUAAUCGUGCCAUGAUGUGCUCCAACAUCGAUGCUUCUUGUCGAUGGAUCUGCACGGGGACUCCGACGCCCAACAACCCUGGGUCUGAGCUGAUGCACCUCUACGGCCUCAUGUGCUUCCUCCGCUCCAAGCCCUUCGCCAACUUUGACGUGUGGCGCCAGCAGGUGGUCCUGCCCUUCGAGUCCUUCGACUGCUCAGCUUGGGUGCGGCUGCACGCGAUGCUGUCGAGGAGCAUGUUUCGAUCGCUCAAGGCUGACAUGGAGAGGUUGGGGGAAAUUCCUGCCUGCAAGGUAGAGACGACGCACAUCCGGUUGUCACGAGGAGAGCAGGAGGCAUACAACGGGCUUGUCUCCAUCAUCCGCAGAAAUUUGAUUCUCGCUGAGUGCGAUGACAUCCGGAUCGACUCUCUGCUGCACAGCAAGAACAGGAAGUACGCGCUGGAGGCGAUCAGCAACAUGAGGAAAGCGUGUUGCGUGACGGGGCAGUUCAAGAUCGCGAUCGUGAAGGCUCACCUGGACGAGUCUGUCGAGGUGAUGCGCAGGGGACACUCGUUGCAGGACAAGGGCUGCGACUGCCCUGGUGAAUAUUUCGACAUGAACUCUUCCAAGAUGGUGGACUGCAGCGACAGAGGAGGAAAUUGCCCGCUGCUAGCUGACACGUCUUGUGUGGUGCCAGAGAGGAGGAUCAUGAACGUGCAGCACGCGUUUGUGCCUGAAAGUUUCUCUGCUGGAAGAACUUCUUUGGUGGACCAGCAUUGCUGCGUGUGCGACAAGUGCAACAAGAGCUCCAUCUUCCCUUUCAUCUCUCCCUGCGGUCAUCUCAUCUGUCUGAACUGUGUGGACGCAACUGCGAUGCGCGUCUGCCCCAUUUGUGCUCGCAGUUUCUCCCUCCGUAGCUUCGCUGACUUCCAGCCGUCAGUGGAGCAGUCGAACAUGACAUGGAACCCCUCCUGGAUCGACGACUUGUCCUCCAAGGUCGCUCUCCUCCUCGUUCGCCUGCGGCACUUCGGGUUCCUCCAGGUCCACAAGUCCCAAGAGAUCUGGUGGCACAACAAAGUCCUGCGCCUCGCCAAACAGACGCGCAAGCACGAGAGCAAGAGCCCGCCGCAGCGACACCCGGCCGGCAAGUGCAUCGUGUACUCAAACUUCAUCGAGACCAUCGACAACGUGGCGAACUCGAUCUCCGAGGCCAUGGGCGGGGGCGGCAACUACAUGCGCUUCACCGCCAACCUCAAGCGAGGAAUGCUGGAGCGCAACGAUGCCAUCCAGCAGUUCCGAGACAACCCAGACAUUCAGAUCAUCCUCAUCGACAGCGCGGGAGCUCUUGGCCUCGACCUCAGCUUCGUGACGCACGUGUACCUGCUCGACCCGAUCUGGGACAAGAGCCAGGAGGAUCAAGUGAUCAGUCGCGCCCACCGACUAGGUGCCAAGAGCUCGAUCACGGUCGAGAAGUUCAUCGCGACGGGGACGGUGGAGGAGAUCAUGGAGUUGUGGAUGAAGGAAAAAACGCUCAGCAACGCGAGCAAGUCGGGCGAGAAACAUGAGGAGACGGGCCGGAAACGAGUCCGCAACGAGGAGCAGAGGAAGGCAACUGAAGACAAGAAGAUCAGAUGGAUCCUGACCAACGUCAAGCUGCUUCCCGAGGACCAAGACUCCAGCAUGGAAGCGAGCUUAGAGGCUGCAGCCAUGUCGGCCAGGCAUAUCUUCGCUACGGAAGAUGCCGAGGAGGCUGAGAUGAACGAAGCUGUGGAGGAGGAGGAAGUCCUUUCUGACUUGGAAUCCGAGGGUGAGGAGGAAGCCCUUUCGCGCCGUGACUUCAUCCCCGCUGAUGCGGGGAGCUCGAGGCCGGGGUAUGUGUUCAGGCCGGGAGAGCUCGGGUUGGGCUACUAUCGUGAUCUGGUCGAAGCCGGGCCCGCCGGGUCCGACGGCGAGUCAUCUAGCAGAGGCGGCAAGCGAGUUCGGUUCGCAGAGAUGUGA
This is a messenger RNA of Guillardia theta CCMP2712, 3951 nucleotides long. RefSeq lists its product as hypothetical. Lineage: Eukaryota; Cryptophyceae; Pyrenomonadales; Geminigeraceae. The transcript is spliced from 2 exons. The coding region runs from base 1 to 3951 and encodes 1316 amino acids. The record is from RefSeq and is a predicted model, not a curated record. Gene Ontology annotation, molecular function: ATP-dependent chromatin remodeler activity; protein binding; ATP binding.